AUGGCAUCAACAUCCCAGCGUCUGCGAGGUAACAGGAAGGUGGAAUUUAGUGAAGACUAUAGAAAUUUUCUGCAGAACCUGACGUACCUCAGCAGAAGUUUAUCAGAUAACAUGACAGAAAAUGAGGUGAAGUUUAAGAAAAAAAUCCAUGAUCUUCUCAACACAGCUCAACAAGACUGGUUUGUCAAUCCAAAAGACAAAUGGAGUUUCUUUGGGUCUCUCUUUUUUUGCUGCACAGUGUUCACGACUGUGGGUUAUGGCAAUACCUACCCUGUGACACGGACUGGGAAAUAUGUCUGUAUGUUGUAUGCUUUGUUUGGUAUCCCUCUGAUGUUCCUGGUCCUGACAGACAUGGGAGACAUCCUUGCAACUGUUUUAUCCAAGUCUUACAAUGAAUUCAGAAAACUGCAGUCAAAAAUUCUAGCCUCCAAACUCUGCUCUGGAUCCACAUGUAACAAAAGGAAUGAACUAAAAUCCAGAGCACAGUCUAAAAUAGUCAUCAAUGAGCCCGUGACGAUCAUGGAACUGUUGAGAAGUCAGGCUGGUGUGAAAAGGAGGCCUGUGAAAUAUCGCAAUGUUGAACUUUUUGAAAUGUUAAUUGCCAGAGAAAAUGAGCAAACAAAACCAGCAAGAAAUAAAAGCAUUGAGAGAUGGAGUUCAUGUCCUGAACUUGCCAGGGGAAAGACAGUGUCCAGAGUAAUUGAGAAUUUUGACAAAAUAGGGAAAGAGUUAGAAAAAUUAGAUGUGCCCAUUGUGUUAAUGGUGCUCGUUAUCUUUGUGUACAUCUCCUGUGCAGCUGCUAUUCUUCCAAAGUGGGAAUCCAAUUUGGAUUUUCAGGAAGCCUUUUAUUUCUGCUUUAUCACCUUGACCACUAUUGGAUUUGGAGAUACACAGCUGGAACAUCCCAAGUUUUUCUUGUUUUUUUCCCUUUAUAUUAUUAUUGGCAUGGAAAUUGUCUUCAUUGCUUUUAAGCUGGGCCAAGAUCGCUUAAUUGUUUUGUAUAAAAAGGUAAUUUCAUUUUGUGCAGAGAAAAAGAUGCCAUCAAAGAAGAUAUAUCCAAAAUAA
Molecule: messenger RNA, 1065 nt
Organism: Manacus vitellinus (golden-collared manakin)
Lineage: Eukaryota; Metazoa; Chordata; Aves; Passeriformes; Pipridae
Gene: KCNK18
Product: potassium two pore domain channel subfamily K member 18
Exons: 4
Coding region: 1-1065 (354 amino acids)
Biological process (GO): stabilization of membrane potential; potassium ion transmembrane transport
Cellular component (GO): membrane
Molecular function (GO): potassium ion leak channel activity
Source: RefSeq, a predicted model, not a curated record